This is a messenger RNA of Durusdinium trenchii, 501 nucleotides long. Lineage: Eukaryota; Dinophyceae; Suessiales; Symbiodiniaceae. The record is from the annotation of a GenBank genome assembly.
UUCGGCUCGGCCGGAAGGAGAUCGGGUCAGUCGUCGCCACUGGGGAGCUCCAUCCACCACGAACCUGGGACUGGGCUCCUCCGCACCGAACGCCAGGGCAGCGCCGCUGGGGCGACUCAGGUCCGAGAGGCGGAGGUGAGAUGGUGUUCAUCCCGGCAGAUGGCCAGGAUGGGGCAAGAAGGAUUGCACGCUCGGCGGAGGAUUCGCUGGAGGUUGCUGGUGAAGCUGAGGCCGCCUCCUCAGAUCUUGGCCAGGUUGAGGCCAAACCAGCAGGUCAGGAGGAGCUUCGACUGCCUGAAGAGGCCAAGGCCAAGUCGAGAAUCACCUGCCCAGGGCUUUGAAGACCUUGAAGGUGGUCCCUUUGCUGGUCGGCUUGAGAAUUCCAAAAAGAAGAGGAACCAAGCGUUCAAAGAGAUUAGCUUGAAGUCCGACAAGAACGCACGAAUUCAAAGGCUGAACAACCGACGCAAGCAGAUGUACAAGGGCCAAGAGGACGAGGAC